AUGCCGGCCAUCAUAGCGUCUGCUUUAGAGGCACGAGAUGCCGCGUCAGAUGCCCGUAAUGGCACAGUCGAAUUAUGGACGCUAUAUUCAAUCGGCGUUGCGGUGACAAUUCUCAGAACAUACGCUCGGGGGAGAACCGUUGGCUUGAGGAAUCUAAGACUCGACGAUUACCUGAUAUGGGUCGCGAUUAUCUUUUACACUGCACAGACAGCGCUUGCAUAUAGCGUGGGCAAUGUAGCUCAUGGUCUCGCGAACAAUAGCAUGACAGCCGCCCAACGGGCUGCCCUGUCCCCCGAGAACCCAGAAUAUAAUUCAAGGGUGAUUGGCUCUAAAAUUCAAAUCGCGGGCUGGACUACUUAUACGGCAUUAAUCAAUUCAAUCAAAUUGUCCAUGCUGGCAUUUUACGUUCGACUAAUGGAGGGUCUUGGUCGGCGUUAUCAAAUUCCUAUCUAUAUUGGUUGGUUUCUUGUCAUCGGGAGCUUUCUCGCAAGUAUCAUCACAAUCUUUGCGGCAUGCCAACCAUUCCACAAAAACUGGCAGAUCAAUCCAGACCCAGGCAACGUGUGUCAACCAGCCAUUUCGAAGCCGGUCAUCGCAGUAACAUUCGCCGCAAACCUUGCCACCGAUCCAUACCUCAUUUUCAUCCCAAUCCCCAUGCUUUGGAAAUCUAGUCUGAGACUCUUGAAGAAGAUCGCGGCGACUAUCGUACUUAGUGCUGGUGUCUUUGUUCUUGUCUGUGCCACUCUUAAGAGCGUCUUCCUCUUGGUGAAUCCAGACAACGGCGCACAACUCGCCGACGAAUGGGGUACCCGAGAGACUUUCGUUGCCGUCAUUACGACUAAUCUUCCAAUGGUCUUCCACCUCCUCAGAAUUUGGCUCACCAAAGUUUUCGGCAGUCGCUUUCAAUCAUCUCAGAAGACGUCUAAAUCCCCUUUGGACAAUUUUCGGGGUAUUAGCGGUAGCAGCUAUUAUGGCAAUCGUAAAGGUCGCAGCCCUGCGGCUUCGAAUCCUGUCACCAUUGGCAUGACAUUUACUGAGAGUGAGGAGCGGAUGAUGGACGAUGUUAGGAUGCAGAACUUGAAGACGGCUCCUGCACCUACAUCUGGCGACCCAUCCUCGAGUGCUAUCGUGGUCUCAAACCAGAUUGAUAUUACCCAUGAGACUCGAAGCAGUCAACACAGCGAAAAUUCGGAACAAAAUACCCAUAGGGCAUGGUAA
Messenger RNA from Talaromyces proteolyticus, 1218 nucleotides. RefSeq lists its product as uncharacterized. The record is from RefSeq and is a predicted model, not a curated record. NCBI's taxonomy places the organism in Eukaryota, Fungi, Ascomycota, Eurotiomycetes, Eurotiales, Trichocomaceae. The transcript is spliced from 6 exons. The coding region runs from base 1 to 1218 and encodes 405 amino acids.